Molecule: messenger RNA, 3301 nt
Organism: Eurytemora carolleeae
Lineage: Eukaryota; Metazoa; Arthropoda; Copepoda; Calanoida; Temoridae
Exons: 7
Coding region: 214-3138 (974 amino acids)
Source: RefSeq, a predicted model, not a curated record
GUGUUCUCCGGUCUCUACAGUCCAACACGAGUCUUCUUUAGUUAAUUCUCACCCUCCAUUCAUACAGGACAUCUUCCACCCACAUCCAUCCAGACCCUACACCACUCAUCCAACUCAUAAACAGUUCAGUCAUCCAACUCUUAAUAUUUAGUUAUGCUCAAAACUCUCCCCGAAUUACAGAUAAAGUGUUGACUCGAAGUUUGUCCAGACUAGAUGGGAAAACGUAAACAGAAAGUUCGCUGGUGCACUGUAGACGGUCUGAAGUGGACAAAUAACGAGGACGAAUCCAGUCCCGAGGGCUCAGUCACGGGUGGAGAGGGGGGCGGACCCGUCCCUACGGGGUCGGGUAGAAGGGGCGGAGUACAGAGUUAUUCACCGGGAGGCGUGGCUCCGAGGUUUGAGAAGCGUCCACAGAACGGCCAUGUUUAUUAUGAAGGAGAGUACUGUGAGGCAGAAGAAAUGCCAAACGGUUUCACAAAAAUCAGAUCCAAGAACCUUGAUAUUCUCUUCAAACGUGAAUAUUAUGAACAGAGGCUUCAUCAGCAGCGGUUGCAAGAACAACAGAAACAGGAGCAAACCCUACCUGCUUCCCAACCUGGAGAGGGUUCAGAACCUACAGAGAUAGCUGAAGCAGAGCCCAACAAUCCUGAACUAUCAGCAGAGGAUGUGUCAACCAUUCCUGGACCGGAGACUCAACCCAAACCAUUCAGAGCUUCCAAGAGUUUAGAUCAGAUUGAUCCUGCAAAUAUCCCCGAGUUCAGACCGAUGAAUUCUCUACCACUUUCUGGAGAUCAACACCAGGAUAUGCAGAGUGGUCAACAGAGUCCUUACUAUCCAGGAUACUAUACUGAGCAGGGAUACUAUCCUGCACCUUCCCGUCCCAACCUGUAUCUAUACUCACCCUCAAACAACACUCUUAUACCCUGCGAGGAGAUAAUUAUUCCUAAUCCUGCUGUAUCAGGAGAAGGUCCUGUUUAUCCUGGUCCUACUAAUAUCUACCUGGCCUAUCCUGUCUCCGGACCUGAUGGAAGGGGAUAUAUUACUCAACCCUUCUCUCCACCCUUACCCCAGGAGUAUAUGUCCUAUCCCAGCUAUUCUCCAAGUAUAUCGGAUGGAAGUCAUUACCACUCCUCUACUCCACAAACUCCGAAUUCUGGACAUGAUUCUGGAAGCUCAACUCAACCUGCCUCCCCCCCUCCCCUUGUCAACUAUCAUCCUGCAAACUGGUUUCAACGGGAGGCCAAGACUCCAGAUUUCCUGCAGAAUCGAUCUGAGCCUGAAGUCCAGGCUUUUGAUUCAAGAUCUAGAAAUGUUAAGAGUGAGCUCAGUAACUCUUCCUCUCCUGAUACUCCAACCGUGCAAUACAUCCCUGGUCUUCCUCCUCAGGUUCAAGCUACAACACCCAAGAAAUCUCAAAAGAAGAAGAAGAAGAAGAAGCCCCAGUCCGACCACCGGGACUCUUUGUCCAGUGAGUCUGAGUUAAGUAGGAUCUAUGGAUCUGGACAAGAGACCGGCAACACACUUACAAAUAACAGUUCCCCGGUACUCGAAGUCAACCUCACCGAUGAUUUAGCUGAUUUCAUGGUUAACCCUCCGACUGAACCAGAAUGCUCAGACGAAGAAACAUUAAGAAAUAGUUCGGGGGCUAUGAACCAGGGUCUUAAAAGAGACGACACCAUCCUUAACCUAAAAGAUCUUCCCAAUGACCUAACUAACCUAGAAUUGGAAACCUUUCAAAACGACCCACAGAAUCUUGUUGAUUCGGGGAUAGAAAAGGACCUCGAGGAAAUGCUCAUCUCAGACCUGGAAUCAAAGAGAUCUCUAAAAUCUGACUCAGAUGAUAGUUUUGAUAUGGUUUCCACUACAAUACCUCCAUUUCCUGAACCAGUUAAAGACCCUGUACCGGAAGUAGAGGAAUUGGAAGAAGAAAAUGUGAUCAGUUUUGAAUGUGAUGAUAUGUGUGUCGAACCUGUUCCUCUUUCUACCCCAAUAAACCAGAAACCUGAUCUAGUUGAGCCCUUGGUGGAAGAAACAGAUAAUGUUGAAGUGUCGGUUGAACCUGAGCACCAACAAGUGGAAGAGGUUUUAGAAAAAGAACUAGAGGUUCUAGAAAUUACUACACUUGUAGUUGUUCCCCUUGAAACAGAAUCCUUGAUCCCUGAACCUUCCCAGGGUCCCCUGUAUACAGCUGAAUCUUCUCAUCUCUCAGAUUCUCACAACGUACCUGCUAAACCGAGAAAGAAGAGAACAAAGAAGAAGACAGCAAAUAUGGUGCUAACGCCGGAGAAAUCGGAAAUUACUUCAGAACACCAAGAUAUUCCUACAGAAAACGCAAGUAAAAUGUCUUAUAGCGCAGUCUGUAAGACAAGUGAUCAUAAGAUGAAUUCUAGUCAACAAACCCAAGAACCAGAACCUGAAAAGAAACCUGCUCCUGUAGUUCUUGGUCAAGAGAGAGAAACUUCAAAAUCCGUCCAUACCCCUGUAGACUUGAAACCUGAAGAAUGGGAAACCGUUCCUCAUGCGCUAUCUAACCCGGGUAACUGGGAGAAAAAACAGAAAAAGAAUAAAAAGAAGAAACUCAGCUCUGUUAGCUUUGAAGAGAUCCCGGAGAUAAUUGAAACCCAAGAAGUUCAUGAGGAUUCAACAGAGAAAAAAGAAGAGAUGCCUGAUCUAGAGCUUAUUAAACCCGUAGAUCCUGUCAGAGUUGAGAGACUGCAAACCCCUGAAUUAGAGCUUAAACCCGAGGAUGAAUGUGAAGAGAAGAAAAAGAAUAAAAAGAAGAAGAAAAAGCAUGGAAGCGAGGAGCCUGAGGAGAAGCAGCACAAGAUUCUCAUUUGCGACAAUCAGAUUGAGAUUCGUUAUUCGCGCUCUGUUAAACGCGCUUGUGAUGUUUUGGAUCCGGACCAGAUCGAGUGCGCGAGUACAACUGGUUACUGUGAUAUUCUAAUCAUAGAGAAGCUUGGUUGUGGUAUUGCCAGGGGAAGCAUGAGUCUGGGUCGCCUAUACCAGGGUAGAUAUGUUCCUCCAGAAAGACAAGAUGGACUCCUUCCACCACAAGAGGAUGAGGCUGAUCAGCAGGAGGUCGAGGAACAUGAUAAAACCAGCACUGUCAAGAAGGAAGAAAUUGAUUUAGAUUAAUAAAUGCUUAAUCUACGAUCUGUAAAUCCGGAAAAUCCUACAAAAGUCUCUGUGGUGCACGAAAAAAAAACAUUUUUGGGAAUAAUUUUGGCGCAAAAAAUCUUAAGUGAACCUUAAGCGGACAUAAAUAUGUUGUGCUACUCAAUAAAUUAUGAUAUUAUUA